AUGGAGUCUUAAACAAACAAUUAAGAACUCAAAUAAUAGCAAGCAAUGCAGCUAAAGGAUAAACCUAGGAGUUGGGUGAAAAGAAGAUCUCUAAGUAAAUAAGAUAGACCUUAGAAUUUUAAAACAAUUAAUAAGUAAGAUGACAAUUAAUCGCCAGAAGUAAUCAAAUUUGAAUAAAGUCUCAAAGCAAAAAUAAUGAUGUCACUUGUUAAUGAAUUAAUUUUCAACAAUGUGCUCAAUAAUAACUUCUGGAAAGAAUACUCGCAAUACAUUUAUGAUCACUACUCUGAUGAGACAAACAAGAAUACGGAGUUCAAAAUUCCUUUGCAAGAGCUUUCCCUUUAUUUCGUUAUUCUAAAGCGAGUUUCAUAUAAAGAAAAUUUAGAUAUUACCAAAACAGGAUUAGCUAGGAUUAUAAAGUAGCACUUUCUGAGAUAUGACAGUUUAGAAUUGGACUAAAUUGAUGAUUACUUAAAUAUCGUCAAAAACCUUAUGAGGAGUAGCUAUUAAAUGAGGUUGAUGUGCGAUAAGCUAAUCAUUCAAAGAACACUUACCUUUUUUGUUAAUUCUGCUCAAUCACUUUCUAGAAGCCAAAUGUUUGAUAUUUUAUUUUCACUUUCACAAGUAAAGUUUGAUAGGAAUUCAUUAGCCUAUUAAUUCUGCAAUACUUUUAUAAAUACUGCGCAGGCUCAUCUUGAAUCUUUAAAAGUAGAGGAAAUGGCUAUUAUUUUAAGAACAAUUAAUUAGCAUCAUCUUAAUCAUUAAAGCGUUUAAGUCUUUGAGUAUGCUUGUAGGUCAUUAUUGAUGACCACUUUUAAUGAGAUAUAAUAAGAGUAGAAUUUGAAGAGAAUAUUCUUCACUCUACACUAUAUAGAUGAUUUAAUCGUUUUAAUUGAAGCCUCUCUACUUCUUCAUAAAUUGAAUCCUACUGAAAAUAAAGUUGAAACUAUUAUAGAAGCUUUGAGUCUAAUAACCUCCUAACCAGAAUCAGUUUAGUUACAGCAUUUCAAAAAAUUAUAGCAUCUAAUAAAUUCUAAUGAAAUUGAGCUUAAAGAUCCUUAGGUUCAAUAAUUCUUUUAGUAUUACAUCUAGAAAAAUUUUAGCCUGAUGCCUACAGACAUGAAGCUGAAUUUAGUUUAACUUUAAAAGAAUAUAGGUUUCGAGCUAUAAGGAAUUUCAGAAUCAAUAGAAAAAGGGUUUGCGGAGGAAAUGAGUGAUAUAUAAUACAUACCUAAGAAUUCUAUGGGAGUAUAUAUUUAAGGGCUAAUUGAGAAAGAGGACACAAAUAAUUUAAGUGAUGAAACUAAGAACAAAAUUUUGUUAGCAAUUGAUCAGUGUUCACCUAAUUAUCUUGUUACAAUAAGUGACACCCUAAUUGAAGGAGGAAUUGAUUUUGAAUCACAUCCAGAAGCAUGGAGUAGAAUUGCUCGAGUUGUCAGUGAUGAUUCUGCUGUCAUUGGAGAUUGGUAAUUUAAAAAGAUCGCCAUAAAUUUGGCGUACGCUAAAUACAAUGGUACUUUAGAAAGAAUUAUUGAGAGAUUUCUAAAAUUAUCUUUUUAAUCAGACUUUUUGUCCUGCCUCUUAUAUAGAAACAUUAUGCUUAAAAACUAUCCAGACUAAGAAAUAUAAAUUGCUUAAAUUGAAGAAAGAGCUCAAAAUCUCCUAUAUCAUAGCGUUUAGAGUAAAACAGUAGAAUUAUACAAUCCCAUGCUGAGAGAAAGUUUAAAAAGAUCAAAAUUUAUUCAAAUGAGUACAAGAAGCUACACAACCAAAUUGAUAAGAGGUUUUAAAAUGCUUAUUUGA
Messenger RNA from Stylonychia lemnae, 1803 nucleotides. NCBI's taxonomy places the organism in Eukaryota, Ciliophora, Spirotrichea, Sporadotrichida, Oxytrichidae. The record is from the annotation of a GenBank genome assembly.